Messenger RNA from Equus caballus (horse), 1919 nucleotides. RefSeq names its product mab-21 like 1 (gene MAB21L1). The record is from RefSeq and is marked inferred. NCBI's taxonomy places the organism in Eukaryota, Metazoa, Chordata, Mammalia, Perissodactyla, Equidae.
AUGAUCGCGGCCCAGGCCAAGCUGGUCUACCAUCUGAAUAAAUACUACAAUGAAAAAUGCCAAGCCAGGAAAGCUGCCAUUGCCAAAACUAUCCGGGAAGUCUGCAAAGUAGUUUCCGACGUACUGAAAGAAGUGGAAGUGCAGGAGCCCCGGUUCAUCAGUUCUCUCAACGAGAUGGACAAUCGCUACGAGGGCCUCGAGGUCAUCUCCCCCACUGAAUUCGAGGUGGUGCUUUACCUUAACCAAAUGGGGGUGUUCAACUUUGUGGACGACGGCUCCCUGCCCGGCUGCGCGGUGCUGAAGUUGAGCGACGGGCGCAAGAGGAGCAUGUCCCUCUGGGUGGAAUUCAUUACCGCCUCCGGCUACCUCUCGGCGCGCAAAAUCCGGUCCAGGUUUCAGACGCUGGUGGCUCAAGCCGUAGACAAGUGUAGCUACAGGGAUGUGGUAAAGAUGGUGGCAGACACCAGCGAAGUGAAACUGAGAAUCCGAGAUAGGUACGUGGUGCAGAUCACCCCGGCUUUUAAAUGCACCGGGAUCUGGCCGAGGAGUGCUGCCCACUGGCCACUUCCCCACAUCCCCUGGCCGGGACCCAACCGGGUGGCGGAGGUCAAAGCGGAAGGGUUCAAUCUCUUGUCCAAGGAGUGCCACUCCCUGGCCGGCAAGCAGAGCUCGGCGGAGAGCGACGCAUGGGUGCUGCAGUUUGCGGAAGCGGAGAACAGACUGCAGAUGGGGGGCUGCAGAAAGAAAUGCCUCUCCAUCCUCAAAACCUUACGGGAUCGUCACCUUGAACUGCCGGGUCAGCCCCUGAACAAUUACCACAUGAAGACUUUGGUUUCCUACGAGUGUGAAAAGCAUCCCCGGGAGUCGGACUGGGACGAGUCUUGCCUGGGUGAUCGGCUUAACGGGAUUUUGCUGCAACUUAUCUCCUGCCUGCAAUGCCGGCGGUGUCCUCACUACUUCCUACCGAACUUAGAUCUGUUUCAAGGCAAACCUCAUUCGGCUCUCGAGAACGCUGCCAAACAAACGUGGCGACUGGCAAGAGAGAUCCUGACCAACCCGAAAAGUUUGGAAAAACUUUAGAGGACAAUUUAAUCGAGAGCCGAUAGGUGAUUACUCUUCUCAAAGUCCUAAUUAAGUGUAAACUUCCUGUUGGAUUCCUAUCUGAUAUUCCACUUGAUAGUGCAAACAAUCUCUUCCUUGAAAAGGAAUAAUAAUACAAUGUUUAGGCUUCAUCUCACCCACCCCUCCAAGGGGAGCAAAACAAAAAGGGGACGCAGAUGGAGAAAAACCCAAACCCACAAGUAUUAGAAGACUUCUUUACAAAGGAUUUCCUAUCUCCCUUGAAAAGUACACAGUUACACCCGGAAAACAACCUGGCUGUAAUGCAAGACCACAGCGAAGCUCCGCCUAAUUAUCAAAGGAUUAUCACAAUCCUGGUGAUGUAGGUGCCUCUGCCUGUGAGUAAACACGACUUGGAUAUGCCAUCUGAAGGAAAGUGUAAUGUAUAUUUUGAUUUGUAACAAAUAUUGUGAUCUCACAUUGUCUUUGAAAGUGUGGAUGUUGGUGUUUUGUGAUUUGGUGAACAGAAGUUAAAUUGCCAUUUUGGAUACUUCCAGACAUUUUCCACUAACAGAUAACAUUUAAAGGUAGAUUUCCUCCUGGUACUUUUAUCUGUCUUUGAAAGUGUCUGAACUUUAAAAAGUUUACAUUUUGUUUCAAAUAUAUUGCUUGUUCUAUUUCUAACAUUCCAUAAAUAUACUUGAAAUGUUAUUUAAAUAUAUUCAAAGAAAUUUGAAUUCAGCUUAUAUAAUAACGCUUGAAUAUCUGAAUUAUAUAUUUGAAAAAUGCACUUGAAAUACACUGGAUAAUUACUUUCGUGAUUUAGAUUUUAAUUUCUGUUGCUGGUUUUUAUUUAAUUA